CUUCCUUGUACACACAGAUAGAGGAACUGGCCGUUUUGCGGCUGGUCUUGGUCCACAUCCUCUACAGCUUUACUUAAUAACUUUAAAAUUAUGAUUUGACAGAAAACAAGCGACAACUUUGCAGAGCUGAGAGUAAAUUAUUCCACUUACAGGCUGCAGAAAUGGCUCGUCAGGGGCAGCAGGGGGAGAUGACGGAGUACAAGAAGAGCCUGAUCAAGCGGGACCUGGAGAUGGGUGUUGUCAUGACGGUGUUCCGGCAGAAGGCGGAGCGGCUCACCGUGCAGGUCAUCAUGGAAACCCGGCAGGUGGCGUGGACACGCACCGCAGACAAGACCGACGGCGUCCUGGACCUGUUUGAGAUCAGAGAGAUCCGUCCAGGGAGAAACUCCAAGGACUUUGAGCGCUUCAAAGAUGGCAAGGACAAACAUGAAGAAAACACCUGCUUCACAAUCUUCUACGGGUCCCAGUUUGUCCUCAGCACCCUGAGUCUGGGAGCUGAUUCUGUGGAGGAUGCAGAAAAAUGGCUGAUGGGAUUGGAGUUGCUGAGGCAGGAGACACUGGCGGCCCCGACUCCGGCUAUCAUAGAAAGCUGGUUGAGAAAGCAGAUGUACUCUAUCAAACAAACCAAGAAGAACAGCAUCUCCAUGAAGGAGCUGAAGGCCCUCCUCCCGCAGCUCAACUACAAGGCCCCGAGCAGUCGCUGCCUCAAGGAGAAGUUCUUGGAAGUGGGAGCAAAGAAAGACCACCUGGACUUCGAACAGUUCCACAAAUUGUAUAACCUCAUAAUGUUUGAACAGAAAGAUAUCCUGGAAGAGUUCAAAAAGGAAUCAUGUGCUUUCAUUAUGGGUAGCACAGAUAAGCCUGAUGCCUCGGCUGUCCUGCUUCAUGACUUCCAGCGAUUCCUCCUCUACCAGCAGAAGGAGUCAUGGGCCAAUGAUCUAAAUCAGGUCAGAGAGCUCAUGACCACCUUUAUUGACGACACCAUGAGAAAAACCAAUGACCCUGAGUUCACUGUCAGUGAGUUUCUCAGUUUCCUGUUCUCCAAAGAAAACACUGUUUGGGAUGAGAAGUUCUCAGAGAUCUGCACCCUGAACAUGAACAACCCGCUGUCUCACUACUGGAUCAGCUCCUCACACAACACGUACCUGACAGGUGAUCAGCUGCGUAGUGAGUCCUCCACUGAGGCCUAUGUCCGCUGUCUGCGCCUGGGAUGCCGCUGUGUUGAAUUGGACUGCUGGGAGGGGCCCGGGGAGCCCAUCAUCUACCACGGCUGGACCAGGACAACCAAGAUCAAGUUUGAGGACGUGGUGAAAGCCAUCAAUGAGCAUGCCUUUGUCACCUCCGAGUACCCAGUGAUCCUGUCCAUAGAGGAGCAUUGCCCUAUUGAGCAGCAGCGUCAGAUGGCUCGAAUCUUCAGAGACGUGUUUGGAGACAAGCUGCUGACUGAACCUGUGGAGCAGAUGGCCGAGCAGCUCCCCUCACCCACACAACUGAAGGGCAAGAUCAUACUGAAGCACAAAAAGCUGAGCAUGGAGGGAGGAGGAGGAACCACCAAGGACUUCAGGAAGGGGGAGAAACAGGGAGACCUGGAGAUCUGGGAUCCCGUUGAUGAGAGGUGGAACAAUCACUACUGUGUGAUCUCAGAUGACAAACUGUACUAUGCAGAGGAAUACGAGGAGGAGGAUGAAGACCCCAAGAAGUACCAGGAUCUCCACUGUUCAGAGCCCUGGUUCCAUGGUCGCAUGAAGGAAGGCCGGCAGAUGGCAGAGCGGCUGCUCCAGGAGUUUUGUGCUGAUUCUGGGGGAAGAGAUGGCACCUUUCUGGUCCGAGAAAGUGACACUUAUGUCACCGACUUCACUCUCUCCUUCUGGCGCGGUGGCAGGGUCCAGCACUGUCGUAUUCGUACCGGUUCAGAUGGGGGAUACACUUAUUACUUCCUGACGCCCAAUCUGCACUUUCCCAACGUGUACUCCCUGAUCCAGCAUUACCGAGACAACCCUCUGCGCUGCCAGGACUUUGAGCUGCGCCUCACUGACGCCGUGCCACACCCCAACCCACAUCUACAAGAAGGGUGGUUCUACAGUAACCUGAGCAGGGGCCAGGCAGAGGAUUACCUGCUGAGGAUUCCCAGAGAUGGAGCUUUCCUCAUCCGACAGAGAGAGGGAGAGCCGGACUCCUACGCCAUCACAUUCAGAGGCGACGGUAAGGUGAAACACUGCCGGAUCCAGAGGGAGGGCAACAUGUACCUGCUCGGCACCACCACAGAGUUUGAGAGCCUGGUGGAGCUGGUCAACUACUUCAGGAAGAAGCCGCUGUACCGCAAGAUCAAACUUCGCUACCCGGUCACCCCUAAGCUGGUGGAGCGCUUCAGCGAGGAGAAAGACUGUGCCUCGCUGUACGACAUCAAGACCUACGUGGAGCCCAACGAAAUCGAGCCAUCAAUGCCUCAAAGCACUGUUAAAGCCCUGUAUGGCUACCAGGCCAAAAGGCAUGAUGAGCUGACCUUCUGUAAAGGAGCUCUGAUACACAACGUGUCCAAGGAGAAUGAUGGCUGGUGGAAAGGGGACUACGGUGGAAAGCUACAGCUGUUCUUCCCCGCCAACUAUGUCGAGGAGGUGUGCAACAACGCCAAGCCUGAAACCAAAUUACAGGAAAUGCAAGACAACCCGCUGGGUGAACUGUGUAAGGGCAUCGUGGAUAUUUCCAAAUGCAACAUUCAAAACUUGAAGAACGGUAAAAAUGGGAAGCCCCACGUGCUGACCCUGCAGGAGAUGGAGCAGGACAGCCUGCAGUUUGACCUGGCAGCCGACACCCUGGAGGAGCUGUUUGAGUGGUACAAGGUGGGAUGGGACAUCACCCAGAGGGAGAUGAACAAGCAGUACCAGCGGAAACAGGAGAUCAAGCAGCAGGAGGAAGUGGAGAAGAGGGCAGAGGUUGCUAUGGAGAUGUCAGACAUGGUGGUCUACUGUCAGCCACGCAGCAAAGACAAGGACUGCUUUGAGAGCUACAGCUACAAAGAGAUUCGCUCCUUUGUGGAGAACAAGCUGCCGGUUAAGAAUCCAAGCAACUUCCUGCAGUACAACCGCAAGGCCCUGAGUCGGAUCUACCCAAAAGGCCAGCGCGUGGAGUCCUCAAACUACGACCCCUACCCUCUGUGGGCCAGCGGCUGCCAUAUGGUGGCGCUCAACUUCCAGACUGCAGACAAAUACACCCAGCUGAACACGGCCCUGUUCAGCCUGAACGGAAACACGGGUUACGUGCUGCAGCCGGAGCUGAUGCGCUCUGAUAGCUAUGACCCUUGCCCGCAGAAGAAGAAAGUCAAGUACCACAUCGCGGUCAGGGUGAUCGCGGCCAGGCACCUUCCAAGGCUGGGCCGGAGCAUCGCCAGCCCGUUUGUAGAGAUUGAGCUGUGUGGACACACCAAUGAAAGCAAAUCCAAGACCAUCGUCUAUCGCGACAACGGUCUGAACCCGGUGUGGAAAGCUCCAGCAGGGCCGGUGGUCCUCGAGGUGAGCGAGCCGGAGCUCACCUUCCUCCGCUUCGUGGUCAACGAGGAGGACAUGUUCUCAGACCCCAACUUCCUGGCUCAGGCAACAUUUCCUGUCAAAGGCAUCCGCUCUGGUUACCGCUCAGUUCCUUUAAAGAACGGCUACAGUGAAAACCUGGAGUUAGCCUCUCUGUUGAUCUACAUCAAUGUACAGCAAGUGGAGAAAGCAGAGGAGGAGCUGUACUCGUCCUCCAGUCAGCUGCGGAAGAAGCAGGCAGAGCUGAACAGCGAGCCCUUCCUGUACAGCACACACACCAGCAUCCCAGCCCCGCGCUCGGCCCUGCCGCCCCAAAACACCCUCAUGAGGGAACACAGCACCAGCGAGAAGCAGAGGGCAAAAGAGAAGAAAAUAAACAACAGCAAGUUCUAUUCCUGAGGAUGAACCGGAGCCUGACUUUGCUGCCACGUCCUCCCUCCCUGUCUCGUGAUGAAAGCAUCGCCGGUCCCCUCUAGUCUCCAGUCUGAGUCCAGGGAGGAAGUAAACAUGCACCGUGAUGUGUCUGAUUUGAGUUAAGGUUGUAUACAUUUUCAGAUUUCCACCCCUAGCCUUUCCAGCUCAGCAGUGUGGUUGUGUGCAGCGUGAUGCUGGUGCAGCUUUGUCUGGAAUCACUGUGGAGCCCGUCCUUUGAGACCGUGUGAAACAACCCACAGCCCGUCCACCAAGUCUCUGAAACACCAUUCAAACCAUCAUGGGACUCUGAAACUCUUCAUUCAAACCAGUACAAAUAAAUGUAUAAUUUAUUUCUGUAGCACUUGAACUUAUAAUCAAUUCAUGUGCCUCUUAAAAACUAUAUUUAUAUACUAUCAUAAUAAAAAAAAACACCCUAAUAACUUGUUGCUAUUUUGUGGAAUUUGCAUUAGAGGCAAUUGAAGUCAGCACUGCUACAAACAGCUGUUGCAUUUCAGGGUUUAUGCUGUUGUUUGGUGAUGUGUGUUUUUGUUAUUCCAUGUGGAGAAGUGGCUACAUCGAUUCUACAAGAAAUGCCUGUCAAACCACAUCACAAGCAUCAUAUCAGAGGUAGACGGCCUUGACUAGUUAAUAUUUAUUUUGAAUGAAAGGCAUAUAUCAGCUUCCCUCUCUGCUACUGCUGUGUAUGAACCACUAGGAGAUGUUUUUCAGUUUGAAAACGCUGCUUUUACAUUUCAAAACGCUGUCAAAACUAUGUCACUUUUAUUUCUCAGUGUAAGCUCGUCCUUCCUGCAAACUAUGUGUGAACACAAGACACAGAGAGAGUGUGCGAAUAUUAUUAUCGUUGUACUGAUUGUGUUGUGUAACACAGGGCAUUGCAAUUUUGCAGCCGUUUGUCAUGAAGCUUGGGUUGGAUUAAUCUUUUUGUGGCUGAUGUUUUGUUCAACUAUUAUUUCAUGUUUUUCCCUCUCAGUACGAUGCUGUGUUUCUGAAAGUGAUGCUAGAGUUAAUUUUGUGGGGAAAACACUCCCUCAUUUGAGUUAUAAUACCAAUAUGCGUGAUUCCUUGUAACAUUUGAAAGAAUUGAGUCAAUAAAGUAUGCUUGUGGUCA
Myripristis murdjan (pinecone soldierfish) is the source of this 5067-nucleotide messenger RNA. RefSeq names its product phospholipase C, gamma 2 (gene plcg2). Gene Ontology annotation, cellular component: ruffle membrane. Gene Ontology annotation, molecular function: phosphatidylinositol-4,5-bisphosphate phospholipase C activity; protein binding. Gene Ontology annotation, biological process: positive regulation of epithelial cell migration; phospholipid catabolic process; release of sequestered calcium ion into cytosol. The transcript has 33 exons. The coding region runs from base 162 to 3923 and encodes 1253 amino acids. The record is from RefSeq and is a predicted model, not a curated record. NCBI's taxonomy places the organism in Eukaryota, Metazoa, Chordata, Actinopteri, Holocentriformes, Holocentridae.